AUCUCCUGGGAGCAGCCCCCGCUGACGUGCGCUGGACCUGCCUGGUGCUUGACCUCCACUCCAUCCUCUCCCUCUACCUCAACCGCCGUUACAGCCACCUGAAGAGCNNNNAGCUCUGCUCCAACCUCCUGGUGAAAAACCUCUGCACGAGUGACCUGGUGUUCGACCCAGGUGUGACCUUCUCCGAGGCCCGGCGAGCUGACCUGGCCUGCCGCGGGGUCGCUCCCAUGCCACGAGAAAUGGCUUUCCCUGUGCCGAAGGGAGAGAAGUGGCAUGACCUCUACGACUACAUCAGGUUCCCAUCCGAGGGGUCCAAGCUGCCGUACGACUCCAUCCAGAAGAGCUGUCCCGGUGGCCAAGUCUCAGAGGACCCCAUCCAACAGCUGCCCCAGCCGGUGACGCUCACCAAAGCAGUCCGCGACCGACUGUCCCUCAUCCAUCAGAUAACCAGUCCCAAAGCUAUGCCGCGUCGGCGUCCUGUAAUUACGGAAAGCAUCCCUGAGGUUUACCUGACAGUCCCAGGGUCUCCGAGAGCCGUGCCUGCUACGGACCGGGAGCUAGAGAAGAACCAGAGACCGCACAGUGCAGGGGACGCUGGGCAGUCGCCGUCAGUCAGUGAUGGUGGCAUCCACGUGUACGCUCACCAGAGGAGCGAACGAACCGUCCGAGCCAUCCGCACCAGCUCAGAGGAGAGGCUCUUACCAGAUCCCAUCCUGAAGCUGAGAAUGAUCAUUGGCUUUGGAGGCUGCAGCACCAAAUGGGCGCUGUGGACUCAGAACAACGCUGCGGUGGUCUACCCCUGCCACGCUGUUAUAGUGACCCUGCGGAUCCAGACCGGAGAGCAGAGGUUCUUUGUUGGACACACCGAUAAAGUCUCGGCGCUGGCCUUCAAUGGGAACAGCACCUUGCUGGCUUCUGCACAUGCCCUGAGCGUGGUGCGCCUCUGGGACUUCCCGACGGGCAGCUGCCUCUCGGUGUUUAAAACCCACGUCCGCUCCCUCUUGUCCCUGAGCUUUUCCUACAGCGGAGCCGUUCUGUGUGGCGUCGGAAAGGAUGGGCACGGCAAAACGAUGGUGACGGUGUGGAACGCUGCUCAGGUGACCCGUGGCGGAGAGGUGGCCGUGCUGGCCAAAGCGCACACGGAUGUGGACAUCCAGGCCUUGAAGAUUGCUUUUUUUGAUGAUACCAGGAUGGUGUCGUGCGGCCGGGACAACAUCAGGCUGUGGCGAGUGCGGAGCGGAGUGCUGCGCUCGUGUCCCGUCAAUCUGGGCGAGUACCAUUCCCUGGAUUUCACUGACCUGGCCUUCGAGGAGGGACACGCGGCCGAGCGGGAGCCGGAGGACCGCACGCUCUUUGUCUGCAGCAAGAGCGGCCACGUCUUGGAGGUGGACUACAAGAACGUCUGCAUGAGGAGCGUGCGGCGGCUCCUGCCCGCGCAGCCCCGGGGCUGCCAGCGGCAGGACAAGGCAGGCAGCGGCGCAGGCCCUGGGAUCGCUAUAAACAGUAUUAGUGUCUCCUCAACCUUCUGUGCCACGGGUUCAGAAGAUGGCUACCUGCGGCUGUGGCCACUGGACUUCUCAGCCGUUGUCUUAGAGGCAGAGCACGAGGCUCCAGUGAGUUCUGUCUGCAUCAGCCCGGACAGCCGCAAAGUCUUGUGCACAACCACUGCUGGGAAUCUGGGCUACCUGGAUAUCCAGUCCCGGGACUAUAACACCCUCAUGCGCUCUCACGAGGAUUCCGUUUUGGCGUUCUCGGUGGAGGGGAUUUGGAAGCAGAUGGCAACGGUGUCUCAGGACAACACCAUCCGAGUCUGGGACCUUGUAUCCAUGCAGCAGCUGUACGACUUCACAGCUGCAGAGGAAAUGCCGUGUGCUGUGGCCUUUCACCCCACCCAGCAGAUCCUGGCCUGUGGCUUUGACAGCGGGAUGGUGCGGACCUUCAGCUUGGCUGCUUCCGAUCUGCUGGUGGAGCACAAGCAGCACCGCACUGUGAUCACUGGACUGAUCUUCUCCCCAGAUGGCAAUUUCAUGUUCAGCUCCUGUUUGCAGGGAACUCUGGCUCUUUACAGCUGUAUGGUGCAGAAAAGCCACGUCCUGAGAGUCCUGGAUGCUUUGGUGGUCAGUGGGGACAGCCGUCUCUUGGCCUUCGUGGGUCCCUCCAAGUACGUUGUGACCGUGAUGGAGGCCUGCUCUCUAGACGAGCUGCUGAGGGUGGACAUCAGCAUCCUCGAUUUGAACAGCACGGCCUUGGACUCUGCAGCAAGAGUCUGCUUUGCUCCGGUGCCUCGAGGCGAGCUCCUGGUGUCCACUUCUUCCAAUAAAAUCCUUGUGCUCGAUGCAAAAACGGGACGACUGGUGCGAGAGAUGUCUCCCGUGCACAAGCUGUCCUGUUCUUCCUUGGCGCUGAGCAAGGAUGGCAGGUACCUGCUCACUGCUGGCGACAAAGUUAUCAAAGUGUGGGACUAUCAGAUGCGCUUCGAUAUCAACUUCCAGAUCAGUGUGUUGAAGGUGUACAUCGGCCACUCGGAGCCAGUGCGCCAGGUGGCCUUCACCCCAGACCAACGGCAGGUCAUCAGCGUUGGAGAUGCCAUCUUCCUCUGGGAUUUCCUGGCUCUGCCUGCGGAGAGGUCACCCCCAGCCGGGGCUCGUUCCUCCGACUCCACUCUGCUGCCGGGGGCAGGUAUUUUCUCUGAGUCGGACAAAGAGGAGGAAGCAGGUCUGCCAGGCAGCAGCAGGAUGGUGGCGAACGGAGACAAAGAUGCCUCGGUCGUUGUGGUGGAGGCGGUCAGAAAUGAGGAGCUUCUUGUUGUGAGGCCCAAAAGUUUCUUAUCUCCUCCAGCUGGCAGUGAGGUCUUGAAGCUGAAAGCUGUGAUCGGCUACAACGGGAACGGCAGAGGGAAUAUGGUGUGGAACCCGGACACAGGCUUCUUCGCCUACACCUGUGGCUGCGUCAUCGUGGUUGAAGAUCUGCACUCGGGAUCACAGAAUCACUGGCUUGGCCAUGCAGAGGAGAUCUCUACACUCGCCGUCAGCCAUGAUGCCCAGGUUCUUGCCUCUGCCUCGGGAAAGAGGAAUGGAGACUCCCAUUGUCAGAUCUGCAUCUGGAAUGUCCAGGAUGGGGUUUGCACAGCAAGUCUUUUCCAUCACGAGACCCAAGUACAAGCCAUGGCGUUCUCUCAGGAUGAUAGAUUCCUUGUCACCCUAGGGGACUACAGUGAUCAAACCAUUGCUCUGUGGAAUACCUACACUUACGAACUCAUGUCGUCAACCUGUAUCUCGGAGCCAGUCCAUGACGUGGCUUUUAGUCCUCUUUCUCACAGAGAACUGGCCUGCGUGGGGAAGGGAGCCAUGAUGUUUUGGCUGUUGGAGCAGCAGGAAGCUGAUGUCAACCUCAAGGUUCAUCGGGCCCCUGCCCCAGACGUGUUAGGGCCGGUGGAGCUGACCUCUCUCUGUUACGGUGCUGACACUCUUCUUUAUAGUGGGACCAACUCAGGCCAGAUCUGCGUGUGGGACACUGAGACUAAUUGCUGCUUCAUGACGUGGGACGCUGACGAGGGCGAGAUCGGUGUGCUGGUGUGUCGGCGCAACAGGCUGGUCAGUGGCAGCAACACGAAACGUAUCCGCCUGUGGGCAGUGGCUGCCGUGCAGGAGCUGAGGCUGAAAGGUCCCGAUGCCAGCUCGGUCCUGCUAGAACAUGAGAUCACCCUUGACGGGACGAUAGUCAGUGCGGCCUUUGACGACUCUCUAGAAAUGGGAAUUGUGGGCACCACAGCAGGAACCCUGUGGUACAUCAACUGGACAGAGAGCACAAGCAUCCGACUAAUCAGUGGCCACAAGAACAAGGUGACCGAAGUGUGCUUCAGUCCUGAUGAGACUCACUGCGUAACGUGCGGGGAAGAUGGCAGCGUGAGGAUUUGGUCUCUGGGCAGCAUGGAGCUGGUGGUACAGUUCCAGGUGCUCAACCAGAGCUGCCAGUGCCUGGCCUGGAAGCCUCGUCCCAUCGUUGCGUGGGGAGCUGAGAGCCAGCAUGUAGUGGCAGGGUACAGCGAUGGCACCAUCCGCGUAUUCAGCAUUUCCAGGACAGAGAUGGAGCUGAAAAUGCACCCCCAUACCGUUGCACUGACAGCAAUUGCCUACUCCACAGAUGGAGAAAUGAUCUUAUCAGGGGGCAAGGACGGGCUCGUGGCUGUCAGCAGCCCUCGCACUGGAAUGACUAUCCGUGUUCUCGCUGACCACAAAGGCUCCCCCAUCACUGUUCUCCAGUGCACCAGGAAGCAGUACCGUGACUUCGGGGUGGAAGGAGGCGAGCUCUGGCUGGCCACCAGCUCGGACCGGCGGGUCAGCGUCUGGGCCUCCGACUGGCUGAAGGAUAAGUGCGAGCUCCUCGACUGGCUCAGCUUCCCGGCUCCUGCCGGCCCCGAGGGUCUCGGCAGCCUCCCGCCCAGCCUGGCCGCGUUCUGCCCUUGGGAACCCGGUACCCUGGUCUACGUCGGCUUUGGGAUGCAGAAGGAAGCCUUGUUUUACAGCCUGCGCAAGAAACAGGUAGUUGAGAAGAUCUCCUUGCCGUACUUCGCCACAUCGCUCAGCCUGUCUCCUGCAGCACGCUUCAUGGCUGUCGGCUUCGGCG
This is a messenger RNA of Fulmarus glacialis (Northern fulmar), 4626 nucleotides long. RefSeq names its product WD repeat domain 90 (gene WDR90). Gene Ontology annotation, cellular component: centriole. Lineage: Eukaryota; Metazoa; Chordata; Aves; Procellariiformes; Procellariidae. Gene Ontology annotation, molecular function: protein binding. The record is from RefSeq and is a predicted model, not a curated record.